AUGAGGCUGUUAUGCUGGAACAGCCAAGGGCUUGGGAACCCUUGGACAGGUCAUAGACUUCGCAAGAUUGUGAGGGAACAAGCUCCCACAGUCUGUUUUCUGAUGGAGACUAGACUGGAUAGAGAUGGUUUUGAAAGUUUAUAUGGUAAUUUGUCGUAUCAGAAUAAAGUUAUUGUCAAGCAUCCUGAUUCAGGCGGAGGAUUGGCAUUUUUGUGGAAAAAUUCUAUCACAUUAGAGGUCAUUAACUACUCUCAUGGUGAUAAAAAUACUAAGUUCUUUCACUCCAAGGCUUCACAAAGGAGGAGAAAGAAUCAUAUCCGGGGUAUCAAAAAUAGCCAAGGGCAAGGGGUAGAAGAAUUAAAGGAGGUGGUGGCAGCAGCCUCUGAUUAUUUUGAAAACCUAUUUCAGGCAAGAGCAUGUGACCGGAUGGAGGAGGGCUUGGAUGCUGUUCCACAGAUGGUGAUUGAAGAAAUGCAGGAGACUUUGUUUGGGGAGUUUACUGCAAGAGAAGUGAGGGUGGCCUUAUUUCAGAUGGGACCUACAAAAGCUCCUAGACCUGAUGGUAUGAAUGCCCUUUUCUUUCAAAAAUUCUGGCACAUAAUGGGUGAUGAUGUUGUUAUGGCUGUUUUGGAUUUUUUAAAUAAUGGUCAAAUGUUACCUGAGAUAAAUCACACAAACAUAGUUCUUAUUCCGAAAGUGAAAAAUCCUGAAAAAAAUAUUAUGUCAAAAGUUUUGGCAAACAGAUUGAAACAGGUGCUUCCAUUUAUAGUCUCGCCCACCCAGAGUGCCUUUGUACUGGGGAUAUUGAUUACAGAUAAUGUCUUGGUGGCAUAUGAAACACUACAUACAAUGCAUGCUAGGAAGAAGGGGAAGAAAGGGUCUUUGGCAUUAAAAUUGGAUGCUAGCAAAGCCUAUGAUCGUGUGGAGUGGCAGUUUCUUAAAGGGAUUAUGGAAAAGAUGGGUUUCCCGGCAUUGUGGAUAGAGAGGGUGAUGAGUUGUGUCACUACUCCAACUUUUUCUAUUCUGGUGAAGGAAGGCUUUACGGCUCUGUUGGCAAAAGCAGAAUUUGAAGGGAGGAUUAAAGGGGUUUCCAUAUGUAGAAGGGCACCCAGAAUUACCAACUUACUAUUUGCUGAUGAUUCUCUAUUGUUUUGUCAAGCUAUACAGAAUGAAGGAUUGAAUCUGGAAGAAGCUGCAAGGUUGGAAAGGUUUGGUGUUAUCAAGAGCCGAUUCUGGUGGGGUCAAGUAGGUGAUGAAAGGAAAAUCCACUGGAAGAGGUGGGAUAAGCUGUCAAUUCCAAAGAAGGAGGGUGGUAUGGGUUUUCGGGACUUGAGAGAUUUUAAUUUAGCCAUAUUGGGUUCUUGUUGGAAGGUUGGUAAUGGGUCUUCCAUAAGUGUUGUAGGGGAUAGGUGGCUUCCUAACCAUCCCACAAAUAAAAUUAUGUACCCAAGACAUGAGCUGGUUGAAGAUUUAGCAAUAUCAGAUUUGAUUGAUCCGGAGUUACAUAUAUGGAGAAGAGACAUGAUUUUGGGAAUGUUUCAUAGAGAAGAUGCUAAAGCUAUUUGUAGAAUCCCCUUCAGUCAAAGAUCUAUUCCAGAUUCAAUUUAUUGUCUGCACAACAGGAGCGGUAAUUUUUCUGUUAAGUCUGCAUAUAGGCUUGCUAGACAGCUUCAACUUCAUGGAGAUAGGGCCGAGACUUCAAGUGGCUGUGCUGGGAAAAUAAUUUGGCUGAGAAUAAAAAAUGAAGAUAAUUGUCAACUGUGUACCAGAGAGGUGGAGACAACAACUCAUGCUUUGUGGGAAUGUGUUGCGGUGCAAGACGUAUGGGCUGGUAGCAUUUCGAAAUUGCAGAAAGGACCCUCUGUUUUUCGAGAUACACUUCAACUAAUGGAGUUUCUAGUGGACAGGUUAACGGUUGAAGAGCUGGAGCUGUUCUGGGUGCAGGUGUGGCUUAUUUGGAACCAGCAAAACUGUGUUGUGCAUGGAGGUAAAUUAAAGGAUCCUAAAUGCCUUAAUAAGCGAGCAGAGGACUUUAUUCUGGAAUUUCGGGAAGCCCAGGUGCAGUUGACAGUGGCUCGGACUAAGCAAAUUAUUUCUGAUCAGUGGCAACCUCCACUGCCGAAUGUCUACAAGCUAAACUUUGAUGCUGCUGUGUUUUCGGGGCUGAACAGAACAGGUAUAGGUACUAUUAUUCGAAAUGACAAGGGGGAGGUUAUGGCUGCAACGUCUGCUGUCGGACCAAGUGCAGAAAACAGUGAAGAACCUAAGUUGAUGGCCUGUAGAAGAUCCUUGGAGUUUGCCGUUGAUGCUGGGUUUUCAAGUUUGAUAACUGAGGGUGAUAAUGCUAAUGUCAUUCAAGCCAUUUCUACAUCUCUCCCUAACAAUUCUUUUCUUGGCUGCAUGGUGGAUGAUAUUCGCCAUUUGAUACAUGGGUUAUAUUGGGCUAGGACUAAUCAGAUUAGGAGGGGAGGGAAUACAGUGACACAUGUUCUUGCCCAAUUUGCUAGAAAUUUAGAUGAGGAUUUAGUUUGGAUUGAGGAUUCUCCUCCACCCGCUUUCGCGGCUUUGUUUCAUGGUGUUUCAUUAUUAUAA
Quercus robur (English oak) is the source of this 2592-nucleotide messenger RNA. RefSeq lists its product as uncharacterized. The transcript has 8 exons. Gene Ontology annotation, molecular function: nucleic acid binding; RNA-DNA hybrid ribonuclease activity. Bases 1 to 2592 code for a protein of 863 amino acids. NCBI's taxonomy places the organism in Eukaryota, Viridiplantae, Streptophyta, Magnoliopsida, Fagales, Fagaceae. The record is from RefSeq and is a predicted model, not a curated record.